Salvelinus fontinalis (brook trout) is the source of this 3718-nucleotide messenger RNA. Its product is annotated as B-cell receptor CD22-like. NCBI's taxonomy places the organism in Eukaryota, Metazoa, Chordata, Actinopteri, Salmoniformes, Salmonidae. The transcript has 11 exons. Bases 252 to 2138 code for a protein of 628 amino acids. The record is from RefSeq and is a predicted model, not a curated record.
UAGAAAUGUAGGACCCAUUUUAAUACAGUAACCUCCCUUCUCUGACAUGCUGUUCUGAUCCUCAUGCAUGUUAAUGUCUAAAAGAGGAAGGAAAGAACAGUUCUGCAUCAGCUACUUGUGUUCUAUUUUAAAUAUGUGUCAACCACAGAACUGACACUUACUAGCAGUUCCCACUCACUACCAGUCAGUUGACUCACUGUACAAGACCUCUCCCCUUCACUUCACUCUACUGCAGGGUGGGAGAUGCAACAAUGGCCUUGAGAACAGCAGGAAGUGUGUUGGUGGUCUUUCUCUGGUCUGUAACAGUGGUACUGGGUCAGAAUGGCUGGAGUGUGAAAUACACCACUCAGAGUAUCUGUGCCUUGAAGGGGUCAACAGUGGAUCUGUCCUGCUCUUACACAUAUCCCAGAGGUUAUACAGUCACAUCAACCUUCUGGUUCACUAAAUGGCGGACUGGUGUAGAACCUGAAGAUAUAGGUCAGGACCCAGAGAAUGCAGGUCGUCUGGAGUAUCAUGGGGAUAAGAAGAAAGACUGCACCCUGAGAAUCACAGACCUGAGAGAGAGAGACUCAGCUACGUACUGGUUCAGAUUAUUAACAGAUCAGACCAGAGGGAGAUAUUAUGGUGAUCCUGGAGUCACUCUGUCUGUAACAGCUCUGCAGGUGAAGCUGACUCCUUCACAUCGGUCACAGAGGAAGACACUGACCUGUAGAACCACCAGCUGUCAUCUGACUGGUAACCCCACCUACAUCUGGUACAAGAACAGACAGAAUGUACAAGAUAACUCCUCCCCCAUGUACUCCAUCAGCAGUGAGGAUGAAGACAGCUACUACUGUGCUGUAAAAGGCCAUGAGGAUCUCCACUCUCCUGCAGUGUAUAAACCAAAGAACACCUCAGUAUCAGUCAGUCCCUCUGGUGAAUUAGUGGAGGGCAUUUCAGUGAAUCUGACCUGCAGCAGUGAUGCCAACCCACCUGUGGACAAAUACACCUGGUACAAGAAGAAUGGAGGUGGCUGUCAGAGUAAGGCAGGACCACAGCAUGUCUUCAGUCAAAUCCAGUCAUCUGACAGUGGAGAGUACUACUGUGAGUCCCAGAAUGAGAUGGGGACAGACUGGUCUAGGACCAUAAACAUGGAUGUGAAGUAUGGCCCAAAGAACACCUCAGUAUCAGUCAGUCCCUCUGGUGGAAUAGUGGAGGGCAGUUCAGUGACUCUGACCUGCAGCAGUGAUGCCAACCCACCUGUGGACAAAUACACCUGGUACAAGAAGAAUGGAGCUUCACUGACAGGAUCUGAAAAGACAUACCAUUUCACGACCAUCAGCUCUGAGGACAGUGGAGAAUACUACUGUGAGGCUGAGAAUAAAUAUGGACGUCUGAACUCUUCUUCUGUGUCUGUGGACGUUCAAUACGGCCCAAAGAACACCUCAGUGUCAGUCAGUCCCUCUGGUGAAAUAGUGGAGGGCAGUUCAGUGACUCUGACCUGCAGCAGUGAUGCCAACCCAACUGUGGACAAAUACACCUGGUACUUUCAAAAUGAGACUUUUCUAAAUGGAUUUGGACAGAUCUACAACAUAAGUAAGUUCAAGUCUAAGGACAAUGGACAUUACCACUGUGAGGCCUGGAAUGGAAGAGGAUCUAGGAACUCUACAGCUCUGAUGGUCAUUUUACCAGGGAAACAAACAGUUGUGACUGCAGCUGUAGGAAUCAUAGUGGUUGUUCUGGUUCUCAUCCUCUGUCUCUCUGGACUCAUGUGGUUCAGGAAGAAGGCCUCCAAAUCCAUCUCUGACACACGAGACAGAACAGAGAAUGUACAGGGAGACUCUAGUCCAGUGUAUGAAAACGUCUCAGGUAUGGCCAUGACCCCUACUGCAGCACAGACAGCAGCCUCCGUCGACCAGGAUGAUGUUCACUAUGCCAGCGUCCACUUCUCUCGCUUCAAAAUCCAGGAAGUGCCUCUGUACUCCACCGUCCAGCUGCAUCCACCCCAGAAACAGGAAGAGGAUGUCCAGUACGAUGCUGUGAAAUUCAACUGCCCCAGUGCUGCCAACCGACCCACGGCAGCACAAGCAGCUGAGGACUCCUCUGAGAUCUAUAGUAGAGUCAACAAACCCAGAAGACCUGAACACAACAAACCCUGAACCCAGAAGACCUGAACACAACAAACCCAGUACCAAGAGGACCUGAACAGAACAAACCCAGAAGAGCUGAGCACAACAAAGCAAGAAGACCUGAACACAACAAACCCAGAACCCAGAAGACCUGAACACAACAAACCCAGAACACAACAAACCCAGAACACCUGAACACAACAAACCCAGAACACCUGAACACAACAAACCCAGAAGACCUGAACACAAAAAACACAGAACCAAGAGGCCCUGAAAACAACAAACCCAGAACCUAGAAGAGCUGAACACAACAAAGCAAGAAGACCUGAACACAACAAACCCAGAACCCAGAAGAGCUGAACACAACAAACCCAGAACCCAGAAGAGCUGAGCACAACAAACCAAGCAGACCUGAACACAACAAGUUUGACAGAAACCCUGUAUAUCUGGACCUGUCUAGUCCAACUAAGUGUUAUAAUAUUAUAUCACAACAUGCCAUUUAGAAACACUUUUAUCCAAAGAGACUUAUUCUGUGUGGACACAUCUUUCAUGCCGGUGGCCCCAUUGGGAAUUGAACCCAUACACCAGGCUCUACCAACACACAGGGCUACUCUAUUCACACUUAGUUGGAGUGCUGAUCUAGGGUCAGUACCAUGCUCUACCAACACACAGGACUACUGUAUUCACACUUAGUUGGAGAGCUGAUCUAGGGUCAGCACCAUGCUCUACCAACUGAGACACAGGACUACUGUAUUCACACUUAGUUGGAGUGCUGAUCUAGGGUCAGUUUUGCCUUUUAAACUAUGAUGAAUAAGAGGGGGAACCUUGUAAAUAAUUUUUAUGUUAAAUAUUUUCCCAUUCAUUUAAGUAACAUGGAACAGAAUCUGAAGACAAUAACUUUGAUUUGUAUUUCUGAAAUAGCCUCGAUGUCCAGUUAUAUUUAUAUGAAGCUUGAGAACAUUAUAAAUAUAUGUUUUAAUUUCUUCUUGAUGUUCGCUCACAGGAACAAUACUUCUAUUGUACAGUCCUGUACUAUUCUAUUACAUUCUACAGUCCUGUACUAUUCUAUUACAUUCUACAGUACUGUACUAUUCUAUUACAUUCUACAGUACUGUACUAUUCUAUUACAUUCUACAGUACUGUACUAUUCUAUUACAUUCUACAGUACUCUACUAUUCUAUUACAUUAUACAGUACUGUACUAUUAUGUUACAUUCUACAUUACUGUACUAUUCUAUUACGGUACAUUCUACAGUACUAUUCUAUUGCAGUAUACUGUACUAUUCUAUUACGUUAUACAGUCAUUAUAUUACAGUACUGUACUAUUACAGUAUACAGUACUAUUCUAUUACAGUACUGUUUAUUACAUUACACAGUACUGUUUCUAUUCUAUUACAUUAUACAGUACUGUAUUAUUAUGUUACAGUACUGUCAGAUGAUACACAUAAUAUGUUUACUUGAUAUUUUCAUGUACAUUUAUUAUUGGUUUUAUGACAAAGUUAUGGUAAUAUUUUGCCUCAAUGUUCUGAUGCAACAUUUCUUAUCACUUUGUAGUGUCAUUGACUGUCUGUGGUGACUGCUAUUUUAUUAAAUCGAUUACCUAACGUUUAA